Eriocheir sinensis (Chinese mitten crab) is the source of this 1269-nucleotide messenger RNA. Its product is annotated as fibrous sheath CABYR-binding protein-like. The transcript has 2 exons. The record is from RefSeq and is a predicted model, not a curated record. NCBI's taxonomy places the organism in Eukaryota, Metazoa, Arthropoda, Malacostraca, Decapoda, Varunidae. The coding region runs from base 1 to 1269 and encodes 422 amino acids.
AUGGCACCAAUACAGGAAAGGGCCAAAAGAAGAGCUACUUUGGCCAAUGAAAACCACACUGGUGUUCCAUUUGGCCCAACACGGGACCACCCGGACACUGAUGCAGGGCCGAGCUGCAUCCCUCACAUCCCCAGGGACACUGAUGCAGGGCCGAGCUGCAUCCCUCACAUCCCCAGGGACACUGAUGCAGGGCCGAGCUGCAUCCCUCACAUCCCCAGGAACACUGAUGCAGGGCCGAGCUGCAUCCCUCACAUCCCCAGGGACCACCCAGACACUGAUGCAGGGCCGAGCUGCAUCCCUCACAUCCCCAGGGACCACCCGGACACAGAUGCAGGGCCGAGCUGCAUCCCUCACAUCCCCAGGGACCACCCGGACACUGAUGCAGGGCCGAGCUGCAUCCCUCACAUCCCCAGGGACCACUCGGACACAGAUGCAGGGCCGAGCUGCAUCCCUCACAUCCCCAGGGACCACCCAGACACAGAUGCAGGGCCGAGCUGCAUCCCUCACAUCCCCAGGGACCACCCGGACACUGAUGCAGGGCCGAGCUGCAUCCCUCACAUCCCCAGGGACCACCCGGACACUGAUGCAGGGCCGAGCUGCAUCCCUCACAUCCCCAGGGACCACCCGGACACUGAUGCAGGGCCGAGCUGGAUCCCUCACAUCCCCAGGGACACUGAUGCAGGGGACACUGAUGCAGGGCCGAGCUGGAUCCCUCACAUCCCCAGGGACACUGAUGCAGGGCCGAGCUGCAUCCCUCACAUCCCCAGGGACACUGAUGCAGGGCCGAGCUGCAUCCCUCACAUCCCCAGGGACACUGAUGCAGGGCCGAGCUGGAUCCCUCACAUCCCCAGGGACACUGAUGCAGGGCCGAGCUGCAUCCCCCACAUCCCCAGGGACACUGAUGCAGGGCCGAGCUGCAUCCCUCACAUCCCCAGGGACCACCCAGACACUGAUGCAGGGCCGAGCUGCAUCCCUCACAUCCCCAGGGACACUGAUGCAGGGCCGAGCUGGAUCCCUCACAUCCCCAGGGACACUGAUGCAGGGCCGAGCUGCAUCCCUCACAUCCCCAGGGACACUGAUGCAGGGCCGAGCUGCAUCCCUCACAUCCCUAGGGACACUGAUGCAGGGCCGAGCUGCAUCCCUCACAUCCCUAGGGACACUGAUGCAGGGCCGAGCAGCAUCCCUCACAUCCCCAGGGACCACCCAGACACUGAUGCAGGGCCUAGCUGCACAGCUAAACUGCUGACCACCAACCUUCAUGAAUCAUAA